Gossypium arboreum is the source of this 1658-nucleotide messenger RNA. Its product is annotated as probable UDP-3-O-acyl-N-acetylglucosamine deacetylase 1, mitochondrial. The transcript has 8 exons. NCBI's taxonomy places the organism in Eukaryota, Viridiplantae, Streptophyta, Magnoliopsida, Malvales, Malvaceae. The record is from RefSeq and is a predicted model, not a curated record. Gene Ontology annotation, biological process: lipid A biosynthetic process. Bases 261 to 1157 code for a protein of 298 amino acids.
UCUCAAAUGCCAACGGAACUUGAUCACUCUUGUACUUAUGAAUUUGCAACAAUAUGGGAAGUCAUCCAAGCUAUCACUCAGUGCUUUUGAAUUUGUUUUUCUUAAGGAAAAAGUUAAAUGCUUUUUUAAUAUUUUCAUUACUUUAAAACCCGCCAAAAGAAAGUCUAGCCAUAGCUGUAAGUUUAACCUCCUAUCAUUCCGCUCUGGAACAUGCGUCUCUCCGCCGCCAUUAACUCUUUCAAGUCCUCCAAUCUCAUCUCAUGGAAAACGGUAAGCUUCAACAAACCCUAGCGGGAUGCAUCGAACUGUCGGGGAAAACACUUCACUCGGGGAAGGUUUCGAAAGUAAAGAUAUGGCCGGGAUUCGCCGGUGAAGGAAGGUACUUUGAGUUUCACUCAAAUUUGAUUCCUGCAUCCAUCGAUUUUGUUCGAGAAUCGCUGUUGUGUACCACUCUUUGCAAAGACGGAUACAAGAUUCGGACCGUCGAGCAUUUGCUUUCGGCUUUGGAAGCUAAAGGCAUCGACAAUUGUAGAAUUCAGAUUCAAAGUCUCGAUUCUGAGGAUACUGAGGUCGAGGUUCCUAUUUUUGAUGGGUCUGCAAAUGCUUGGGUAGAGGCAAUAGAACAAGUUGGCAGAAAAGAGGCCUUGGAUCGGUGUGGCAACAAUGUUGAGAAAUUGGCACCAUAUUUGAGUGAACCAUUUUAUGUUUCAAGAAAUGAUUCUUUUAUGGUUGCCUUCCCUGCUUCAAAGGUUCACAUAUCUUGUGGAAUUGACUUUCCAAAGGUGCCUGCAAUUGGAUGCCAGUGGUUUUCUUCAGCUGCUCUGGAUGACUCCUAUGAAAAGCACAUAGCAUGUUCUAGAACUUUCUGCAUCUAUGAGGAGGUGGAACAUAUGUGCAGUAUGGGACUUAUUAAAGGGGGAUCCCUAGACAAUGCCAUUGUGUGCAGUGCUAUUAGAGGAUGGCUGAAUCCACCGCUUCGUUUCCCUGAUGAACCUUGUCGCCAUAAGGUCUUGGAUCUUAUAGGUGACCUUUCCCUUUUUGCACGGUCUGGUAGUCGAGGAAUUCCUAUGGCACGAGUAAUAUCUUUCAAGGGUGGUCAUUCACUUAAUGCUGAUUUUGUACGCCGAUUGUCGGGAAUCACUGUGCAAGAAACUUAAUGGUCUUUCUCCUCAGAAAUUUUCUAGUUUGCAUAUCAAAGGCUAGAAAUGUCUGGCUAGAGGUCUGCAACAUCGUUUUAAGUAUGAAGACAAUUAGGGAUGUUGAAGGGACACGAAAACUUGAACGGUAAGUUAACCGAGGUGUGUUUUCUGACUGUCAAGGUAUAAAAUCCAGAAAUGCUGCAGUUUCUUACAAGUUUGACGAGUCCUUGCUUUGAACUGUAAGUUGUUAGAACAAAACUUCAAAGCAUAGGUGAAUAAACUGUUGGACGAAACUUCCAGAUGAUCUGUUGGGUUUGGAUCAAGUCUUGUGUUUUUUUUUCUUUUGCCUUUUCAGAGAUUGAUUGUUGUCUUUAUUGUAGCUCUAAAUGGUCUUUCCCCCUUUCUUUUUCUUCUAUUUUCAAGCUGCUUGUAGUCACUGUUAUUUUAUUCUAUUAUUAAAAAAUUGUAAAAAACUUAAUUUUCUUAUUAUAUUUAACUUCUCUAACUUCUCUUAAGAAA